Molecule: messenger RNA, 3008 nt
Organism: Bufo gargarizans (Asiatic toad)
Lineage: Eukaryota; Metazoa; Chordata; Amphibia; Anura; Bufonidae
Product: GA-binding protein subunit beta-1-like
Exons: 9
Coding region: 164-1435 (423 amino acids)
Biological process (GO): positive regulation of transcription by RNA polymerase II
Cellular component (GO): nucleus
Molecular function (GO): transcription cis-regulatory region binding; protein binding
Source: RefSeq, a predicted model, not a curated record
UUCCUCCCUGUAGUCCUCCGCUUGUGUCGCCGCCAUCUUGUUGGGACCCAAACUUUUGGAACCGAUGAAAUAAUAAGAGAAACGUGACGGUGUUUCACCGGAGGUGGCGGACUGAGGAGGAGCAGGGCUGACAAGCUGGCGGUGAGAGCUGAGAGGCCGCACGAUGGCGUUGGACCUGGGGAAGAGGUUACUGGAGGCGGCUCGUGGCGGAGAUGACGAUGAAGUGCGGCAGCUGAUGGGGAGCGGAGCGCCGUUCACCACUGACUGGCUGGGGACGUCCCCUCUCCAUUUCGCCGCUCAGUACGGUCACUUCUCCACGGUGAAAGUUCUGCUCCAGGCAGGGAUCAGCAGAGACGCCCGGACCAAGGUGGACAGGACCCCACUACACAUGGCGGCCUCCGAGGGUCACACCCACAUCGUGGAGCUGCUGAUCAAGAACGGAGCCAGCAUCAAUGCAAAGGACAUGCUGGAAAUGACGGCGCUGCACUGGGCCACGGAGCACAACCACCGGGACGUGGUGGACCUGCUCAUCAAGAACGCGGCCGAUGUCAACAUCCAGAGCAAGUUCGGCAAGACGCCCUUUGAUAUAGCCCUAGACAGGAACUACCCCGAGCUGCUGAUUGCCUUACAGGAGACCAUGCAGGGACAGGGGCACAUCCACAUACAGCCGGCGAGGACUAACGCCAUCACAGUCUCAUCCCCGCAGUUCAUCCUGACGCCCAGCCUGAUGUCUACGACGAACAUGACCACUUCGACAGCCGGCCGUAUUGACAUUACUAACCCCAAUUCUGUGCUGGCCACACUGGCGGCGCUGGCAGAGGCCUACACCCCUAUUUCAGGCUCUGGCAAUACCGCUGGGUCCUCUACUGAACUCGUCUCCAUUGACAGUGUCGGGCAGAUCAUGGAGAAUGGCGGCCAGAGGGUGAUCACCAUUGUGACGGAUGGCAUACAGCUGGGGAACUUACAUGGCAGGUUUACUACUGAUCGUAUGCGGCGUCCUCUGCUGGUGACCAUCCAGAAUGGAGAGCAAGUUGUUGCCAUCCCUGAAGAGGACUUCAUAGAAGAGGUAGUGGCUGAGGAAGAUGCCCCCCCUGCUAAAAAGCUUCGUCUGCUGCCCGUCGAAGCUGCUAAAAAAGAUAAUACAGACAAUCGUGAAGAGGACACCCGGAGACUAUUACAGCAGCAGCUCCAUGAAGCCAACGUGCGGGCCCAGGAGUACCGGCAGCAGCUCAUGGAGAAGGAGCAGGAGGCGGAGGAGUACAGGGUCAGGCUGGAGAACCUGGCCCGACAACACAUCAAUGGGGACAGCUUCACAGUGGUGGAGGACGGUGACACCAUCAUAAUCUCCACCGAGGAGUUACAGGGCACAGAAAUGACGGAGAUAGAGACAGUGGAGCAUCACUGCGACAUUCCUAUGGAAAGUGUGGUUAUGUGACCCAGCCGCUGACGUCCUUCAGCUUAAUUCAAGAGAGGUGGGUGACUGUGCUGCUGCGGUCCUCAGGAGGAUAGUCCCCAGACUGCACCCUAUAAUCCAGUCCUGCAUCACGUGGCCGGAGGAUUGGCAUGGUUCUGCUUCAGGGAUUCGUUGGCCUCCACAGGCAGACAUGUAAAUGUACAUAUCUAUAUACUCCUUCAUAUUUAUAUCUCCCUGGAGCACCGCUUCUCCUCUACAUUCCCUGUAUAAUGUGCUCCUCCACCAGAUCUGGCUUCAGCCCCAAUACCUGACUAGAGAUCAGCGGUGAGAGACACUCAGCCUGUCCAUUCACUAGAGAUCAGUGGUGACAUCACUGAGGAUGCCACCUUGGGGGGGGGGGGGGUGAUGUGACUAUAGUGAAGCUGUUUAACUUGGGCUAUAUUAUAUAUUUUUCUUAUUAUUUCCAUAAUUUUCCUGGAUUAUUAUUUUUUUUUUUGUCCUCAAAAUCAAAUUGUUCUGCUUGGCAGUGAAGGCAGGUGCCAGGUCCUACAUUGGCGGGAUCGGUACGUGGUCACACUUGGGACUCCCAGGCCCUGCUGGCUUGGAGACGAGGGAUUGACAUGUCAGUGCUGAGCGGUAUUACUGCAGAGCGUGGCAGUAUACACAGGCGGAGGCUACGCGGCUCUGACUAUGCUUCUCCCGGCGGCAGGCUGUUACCAUGGCAGCAGCUGUAAGCUCACUUAAUAUUCAUUAAAAGCUGCGACGCUCGAAUUUACCACUCGCAUCCACAUUCUUCUUGGUUAACCCCACGGUAGCUGAUGCCAAAAAUGCAUAAAACACAACACAUGCAGUCCACUAAAGAAAGAGGAUGCGCCGGUUCACUCACAUCUGUAUGUUCCAGUUUGUUAAUUUUUUUGACAAAAAAAAUAAUAAUAAAAAUGUGCUGGUAUCACUUUUUUGGGAUGAUUAAAACCCCUUUUUUUUUUUUUUUUUUAUUACUUAUCUUAUCGGAACUGUGUUUUUUGCCUCAUACUACAGUAGCGUAAGUCUCAUUUCACCCCAAAAUGUUGCCUUGCCCCCUUCCCCGCAGCCAAAGGCUUCACCACCUAGAGGCUGUACAGUAAUUUUGCUAGGGAAAAAAUGUUUUUUUCAGCUGCUGCUAUAAAACGCAUUGUACUGCCUUAUUGAUUGGCAGAAAGAGUUGUUAAGGCCUUUCCCUCCGCUUAGAAUUUUUUUAAAUAAAUUCUGGGUGUGUCCUUUUAAAAAUGGGAAAACAUACCAAAUUAAACUUUCUUGGGCAGUAAAUAAAAAAGAUUUGGAAACGUAGACUGAUCAGAUGUGAUUGCUGUCAAUGGCUCCACCCCUUCCUGUCCACCAGGGUCCAGGUUGUGUUGUUGUCACCUGAAACAUACUGGAGGUUUCGAAGCUUUAUGUAGAGCGUUGUUAGGAGGACGAUGCUCGACGUUCACCACUUUUGUUAAUAAAAUGUUCAGUGUCCAUCAUGUAUUCUAUACGUUUUCUACUAAUUUGUAAAGAGUUUUAUAUUUCAAUAAAAAAAACUUUUUUUUUUUUUUGUUUUAUAUUUUCAACUAAA